CAGGCAAUAACAAGUUAGAAAAGAAAAGAGGAGGGGAAGAUCAGCCCAAUUUAAAAAAACACGAGGAGAGCAGCAAUGGCGUCUUCUCCCUUACUUUUCCUUUCACUUCUCCUAUUUGCCCCUCUGGCGUUGGCCGGACACGGUCCUUCGGGUCCCCCCGUCCCCCACGGUGGCCCCCUCCUCACCAGGAGCAUCAACCUCUCCCUCAUUUGGUACGGUCCCUUUGGUCGUGUCCAGAAGCGAGUCAUCAGGACCUUCAUCAGUUCCCUCAACUACAAUGGCGGAGCCAACCUCGAGCCCCAGGUGUCAUCCUGGUGGCGGGUCGUCGAGAGCUACCAAUCGUUUGCCAGGCCUGGUCCCCCGGGGCCGGCUCCGCCGAUCAAUGUCAAAGUGGUCAAACAGGAGGUGGACAUUAACUUCUCGGUCGGGAAGGUCUUGACGGUGGAUUUCCUCAAUAUCCUAGCCCAGAAAGCGGCAGCAGGCACCCCCGCGGGGUCACUUGCUGUUAUAUUCGCCGGCAGUGGCGUAACCGUGCAGGGACUGUGCAUGGGCAAGUGCUCCAUACAUGGUCUUAACGGUCCACAGCCAUACCUUGUGGUCGGAAACCCCGAGAUCGAGUGCCCUGGAUCGUGCGCGUGGCCCUUCUUCCCAUCUGACUACGGGCCUAAGGGCGUCAUCCUGCAGCCUCCGAACAAGAACGUCGCUGCUGACGCUAUGGUGAUCGCCCUUGCAUCUGGGCUGGCAGAAACUGUGACCAAUCCUUUCAACAAUGGGUUUUACAGCGGCAUCCCGACUCAGCCCACUGAGAUUUCGGACGCCUGCCCCAACAUGUUUGGGAGUGGUGCACUGCCAGGGUACACCGGUAAGGUGCGCAUUGACCCGGCGACUGGUGGGGCAUUCAAUGCGCACGGCCCUAGAGGAAGGAAGUAUUUGCUUCCUGCAAUCUGGAACCCGAGGACUAACUCUUGCUAUACCCCCUUGUAGUGAUGCGACAAUUCCAUAGCCAUGACAAGGUUAUGUAUUUUUAGGGCUCAGGAAGAAACAUGUGAAGAUUACGGGCCACGAAACUCAAUUGAAUAUAAAAACGUUCCAUUUUGAUACUCAAAUUUAAGGUCGUAUCUGUAUUUACAUAAGUUCAAUCCUAUGUGCACCAAUGCUUCGACUGCUACCAAUUGUAUUAAACACGGCUAGCAGAAAAGGGACUGAAACUAUGAGAUUGCUGAUAUUAAGAAAGAAAAACCCGGGAAUACGACUAACAAUCAUAAGGAAAUACAUGGGUCUUGAGAGCAGCAACAUCAUUCAUAGAACAGCAAAA
Messenger RNA from Punica granatum (pomegranate), 1315 nucleotides. Lineage: Eukaryota; Viridiplantae; Streptophyta; Magnoliopsida; Myrtales; Lythraceae. The record is from RefSeq and is a predicted model, not a curated record.